GAAAAUCACGGUCUUCUACAAGCUUUGUUUCCCUGCCAUAAGUCUGUUUGGUUUGUUUACAUGAGUUUGAUGCUGAUGAAGAACAGGUGACAGCAGAACUUACAAUGAAAGGUAUGGAGUUCAUCCGUAGAACUAUCGACCAUGACAAAAUCAUCAAGUCCUUCCAGGACAAGCGACUUUAUCGAGGUAUAGAGCUGAUGAAUGGUCUUAAGAUAAUGGUCGUCAGUGAUCCAGACACAGAAAAGUCUUCAGCAGCCAUCGAUGUCCACAUAGGUGCUUUGUCGGAUCCCUGGGAGGUUCAAGGCUUAGCACAUUUCUGUGAACACAUGCUGUUUCUUGGAUCUAAGAAGUACGAACAAGAGAACUCCUAUAAAAAGUAUGAAAAUGAGAAUGAUUAUGACAAGUUUCUCAAUGAGCAUGGAGGUCUUUGCAAUGCUUCUACAGGUCCUGAGCAUACUACAUACUACUUUGACGUGGCCCCUGACCAUUUGUAUGGCGCCUUAGACAGACUAAGCCAGUUUUUCCUCUGCCCAUUGUUCACAGCCUCAGCUGUAGAGAGGGAGGUCAACGCUGUCAAUUCGGAGAAUGAUAAAAACAUCCAUAAUGAUGGUCGACGAUUACGACUCUUAGAUAGAAAACUGUGUAAACCCGGACAUGACUGGGCCAAAUUUUCAUGUGGAAACAAGGACACGUUGGGAUCCAUUCCUGCAUCCAAUGGUAUCAACAUCCGUGAAGCGCUGCUCGAAUUCCACGCCAAGCAUUACUCAUCCAAUAUCAUGUCUGUAUGUGUGCUAGGGAAAGAAUCACUGGAUGAGUUAGUAGAAAUGGCUGUACCAAUGUUUACUGAGGUGGAGAAUAAGUCUGUCACAGUCCCUGAAUGGACAGACCACCCCUAUGGCCCAGACCAGCUAAAGACAGUUUGCUAUGCUGUACCUGUGAAAGAGAUGAGAAGUCUUUGUUUGAUGUGGGCAAUACCUGACCUACAGGAUUUCUACACUGCCAAGCCUGGAAACUAUAUAGCUCACCUGAUUGGCCACGAAGCUGAGGGAAGUCUACUGUCAGAACUUAAGUCCAAAGGUUGGGCCAACUCUCUGAGCUGUGGCAGUAGUUGGGGUGCUAAAGGAUUCCGAGUCCUGACUGUAACCAUACAGUUUACUGAGGACGGUCUGGACCACAUUGAUGACAUGGUGAAGCUUACCUAUCAGUACAUCAGUAUGCUGAGGAGUCAGGAACCGUCGGAGUGGAUCUUCAGGGAGUACCAGAAUAUUCGUGCUAUGAAAUUUCGAUUUAAAGAUAAAGAGGAAAGUAAAAACUACACUCCAUCAGUGUGUAGGUCAAUGCAGAUCUAUCCGAUAGAGGAGACACUGAGCGGCGGGUACCUGAUGUCAGAGUUCCGACCUGACCUUAUCACCACAAUACUCGACAGGCUCGUACCACAAAACAUGAGAAUGCGUGUGGUAGCAAAGAAAUAUGAAAGUGUAGUGGACCAAACAGAGACGUUAUAUGGGACAAAAUAUAAACUAGAGAAAAUUCCUGAGGAAAAGCUACAGGAAUGGAGUGCCUGUGGUUAUCAUGAAAACCUUAGACUGCCUGCUGUCAACGAAUUCAUACCAGAUUCUUUUGAUAUCGUUACAAGAGAGGCUCAACCCAGUGAUGUUCCACAACUUGUCAAGGACAGUGACUUGUGCCGACUCUGGUUCCAUCAGGACAACACAUUCCUCCAACCAAAAGCUUCCAUUAAAUAUGAACUGAACAACCCCCUGACGUAUCUGACCCCCACUAACCAUGUUCUGACCAAGCUGUUCGUGAUGCUGUUUAAAGAUUCCCUCAAUGAGUACUCUUAUGAUGCUGAACUGGCCGGGCUUCACUACGACCUGUCGGCUACCAAAUAUGGCAUUACAUUGGCUAUCAGUGGCUACAGUGACAAACAGCCUGUCCUUCUUAAGAAGAUUAUGGACAAACUUACCCAGUUUUCUGUUGACCCAGACCAGUUUGUCAUCAUUAGGGAGAAGUUAGAGCGGAUUCUGAAGAACUUCAGAACAGAUCUGACUAGUAGUCAGGUGUCAUCCUAUACCUCUGAGCUGAUGUCUGAAGUACAGUGGACUCACGAGGAAAAACUACAGGCUGUACAAGGGGUAACCGUUAAGUUAUUGGAAGAUUUCAUUCCAAAAAUACUGAAGAAUCUUUACAUAGAGGGACUGGUCACCGGCAAUGUCACAAAACAGAGUGUAUUGGCCAUGACAGAAAUGGUGGAGAAUGUGCUUCAGUCUCAGAGUGGGACACGCCCACUGCUGGUGAGUGAGAGAAGGCGGCUCCGGGAACAUCAGCUUCCACAGGGUAGCUAUUUUGUGUAUGAGCGUGUUAACGACGUCCAGAAGAGUUCGUGUUGCCAGGUGUAUCUGCAGUGUGGACCUGAGGACACUAACUCUAACAUAUUACUGGAACUGCUGUCUCAGUCCCUCAAAGAGGCCUGCUUCACCACUCUGAGGACCAAGGAACAACUAGGUUACAUUGUGAGGAGCGGACCUUUGCGUAGUAGUGGUGUCCAGGGCUACCGCAUCCUUGUACAGUCUGACAGAUCCCCUCAGUAUGUGGAGGGGCGGAUAGAAGCCUUCCUCUCCAGUAUGGAUGAGCAGUUACAGUCGAUGACAGAAGAGGAAUUCCAGAAACAUGUAGAGGCUAUGACGGUCAAACGACUAGACAAACCCAAAAACAUCCGAGAACAGAACCAGUAUUUUUGGUUUGAAGUCAAAGGUCACACAUAUAACUUUGAUCGAGACAACAUUGAGGUGGCUCACCUAAAAACAGUAGAGAGAAAAGAUCUGUACCAGUUCUUUAAGGAGCAUGUUGCUUUGGAUGCAAGAAAACGUCAAAAAUUGGCCAUUCAUGUUGUCUCAACAUUAGAGAGUUCCAAUACCAAGGAGGUAACUUCUGAUACGGACAAAAAUACAGCUAGUGUAAUGCCGUCCCCUGACCUGCCUCAGCCUGUCCAUAUAACUGAUGUAUCAGCAUUCAAGGGGAACCUGGCGCUUUACCCUCUACCAGAACCUUACAUCGAUACGUGCAAGGCGAAGUCGUUACUCUAAGUCACUUUGAUGCUGUACCCCCUACCAGAACCUUACAUCGAUACGUGCAAGGCGAAGUCGUUACUCUAAGUCACUUUGAUGCUGUACCCCCUACCAGAACCUUACAUCGAUACGUGCAAGGCGAAGUUGUUACUCUAAGUCACUUUGGUGCUGUAUCUUCUACCAGAAUUACAUCGUACUAUACCCUCUACCAGAACCUUACAUCGAUAUGUGCUAGACAAAGUCGUUAUUUGAAGUUACACCGAAUCACAGCUGUAGAUCAUUAUAUAUUUACAAGGAAAAGUCAAUUAUUGAAGACAAAGUCCUUCCUAUUGUAAAUUAAAAAAAAAAAAAAAAAAAUCACCUGAUGUAU
Molecule: messenger RNA, 3438 nt
Organism: Pecten maximus
Lineage: Eukaryota; Metazoa; Mollusca; Bivalvia; Pectinida; Pectinidae
Product: insulin-degrading enzyme-like
Exons: 30
Coding region: 105-3086 (993 amino acids)
Biological process (GO): peptide catabolic process
Cellular component (GO): cytosol; mitochondrion
Molecular function (GO): metal ion binding; metalloendopeptidase activity
Source: RefSeq, a predicted model, not a curated record